AUGAACAACUAUUAUGUUUAUAAGAAUAUAAUCCAACAUCUUUGGAGAGACAGACACACAACGCUGAAAUGGAAGUUACAACUUGCAUUGGUGUCAAAGAACUUCUUUAGAGUGAUAUCAGAAUGUCACUUUACAUCACUCUCAUUGCAGUCACCACGUGACUACUUUAGUGGCUUUGAUCCUUCAAUAUUGGACAGAGCACUGCAACAUAUUCAGUCUCCUUAUUGUCUGCUGAAGCGCACCUCCUAUCUGUCUUUCUACACCAGCUUGUACAAACAGUGUGCGGAGAGACUAUCCCCACUGAUUCAAUCAGCCGAGACUUUGUGGCUAGUUGGAAGUGAGAUCCCAACAUUGUCACAAUUGUUACUGGAGAACUUUGCCAAAGUCCAAUUACAGCCAGCACUCAGAGCGAUCAAGAUCAGCGCCAUUGAGACAGACGAGCUUGACAAGCUGACCCAGACCAUCUUUGGUGCCGACUCACCACUUGCCCACGUCAUCCUUUGCUCGCUGCUCAUCACCUGCAACAUCACAUACAUCGAUCCAGAGUUUCAACAGAUCAACAAUGACUCACAUGGAAUAUCAUUCGCCAAUCGAUUCCUCCAACUCACUGAGCUGACUCUUUGUGGCUUUGGAUCGUUUGGCGGAAUCCUUAGUGACAGACCGAUCGUCACCAGACUCACAACAUUGGUACUUGGCAGUGAUUGGACUCACUUCAACUCGUGUGGCAGGAAUUACUUCAAGAUCGCUGAUCCCGUGGCCUUCUUUGCUCUACUCUCCGAGAACCAAGUGCUGCAGCGACUGGACUUGUUCCUCUACAAUCAAACCGACAAUAAUGACUACAAGCCUUCAUUCUUCAACUACCUGGCUGGCAACCAGUCAUUGACCUCAUUGUCACUUGGCUUCAUUCGAGACAGAAACUACUUGCAGUUGAUUGGCACCAAGCACAACAUCAGACAUCUGCAGAUCAGCAUGAACGAACCCAUUGUCUUUGAAAAGGUGCGCUCAUUGAAGCUCUCAUCAAGGAGCGACCACAAUGUCUAUCAUCAGCUCAUCGCAAUCAAAGAUCACUUCCUCCAAAAUCCCGCCAGCUGUUGUCUGACAUCACUCAGUCUCAAGUUUAGUCAAUUCUGGAUGGUCACAGGCGACACCAUCUUCACACAUCUGACUUGA
Messenger RNA from Acytostelium subglobosum LB1, 1170 nucleotides. RefSeq lists its product as hypothetical. The transcript has a single exon. The coding region runs from base 1 to 1170 and encodes 389 amino acids. NCBI's taxonomy places the organism in Eukaryota, Evosea, Eumycetozoa, Acytosteliales, Acytosteliaceae. The record is from RefSeq and is a predicted model, not a curated record.